Molecule: messenger RNA, 1053 nt
Organism: Asterias rubens (European starfish)
Lineage: Eukaryota; Metazoa; Echinodermata; Asteroidea; Forcipulatida; Asteriidae
Exons: 5
Coding region: 234-785 (183 amino acids)
Source: RefSeq, a predicted model, not a curated record
UGGCUAUAUGGGGGUGUCGGGUGUACUUUCUCAUCUCACCACACGAAGCUAUGUCAUAGAGCUAUAUGAUAAGAGCUAUAUCAUAUCGCAAGGUGGCUGCUUGAUUUUGUCCAAUUUCACAAUAAUUUUCUCUGGAUAAGUCGGUACAACAACAGACUCUUCUUCCUGAGUCAUGAUGUGCCAACUUUAGACGUUGACGGCUGAACCAAACAGGUUUCUCAAUCUCGUUUAAAAUGGCUAGUAAAUCGUCUGCAGUGACCGCAACAUUCCUGCACUCAUUGUUCAUGCAAAGUCUAUUGUUUUCUUUUGUAAGAAGUGAUGAAGCUGCUUGUGCCAACUACUGUCCACCAGUGGGUUUUGUGGAUGGAUGGGAAACUACAUGCCACCUACAACAGUCAACCGCCAACUGUGUAGACUCAGAGGUCGGGGAUGUACCGUCUGCUCCAAGCAAGCUCAUAGUUAAUGAUUUUGUUUAUGAAACCCAAGGCACCAGGUUACUUGCUUUGAAUAUCACUUGGGUGCUUCCUGUUACUGGGAAUUUCACUGGACUUGAAGGUUUCUACGUAUACGUCAUGAAAACAAACUAUCCAGUUGGCUACUCUGAAUGCAAUGGAAUCCGUUUUGAUCGUCCGCUCACAAUGUCAACAUCCUUUGAAUCUGAGAUUCUAUUCCAGUUUUCCUGUUUGCGGAACAUUAAAAUGGACAGCCAUUACAGUAUUGAGAUAACAUCAAUUGGGUCAAAACAAUCCAAUAAACGAGAUGAUUAUCACACAUCAAGUAAGUAGGCCUUUUUAUAGUCCCCUAAUUUGUCUGCUUACUGUAGAUUUAGUAAUUUAUGGAGAUUGAAUCCUCAUCUGUUGAUAUGAAGAAAGGGGGUCAUCUCAAAAGGUGUUGAAAUUAUGACACAAAAUGUCAAAUUUCCGAUAUGACCAGUGUAGUAUCUUGCCUAUCAGAAUGGGCCUUGAGUGUCAACUCGUUUAUUCACGUCAUCCGACGUGAAGGUGUUAUAAGGAAGGACAUGUAGCAUUAACUAUAAAUAUUAAUGUGUAAAGC